This is a messenger RNA of Conger conger (European conger), 3953 nucleotides long. Its product is annotated as ubiquitin carboxyl-terminal hydrolase 8-like. Gene Ontology annotation, cellular component: postsynaptic density; dendritic spine; extrinsic component of plasma membrane. Lineage: Eukaryota; Metazoa; Chordata; Actinopteri; Anguilliformes; Congridae. Bases 217 to 3432 code for a protein of 1071 amino acids. Gene Ontology annotation, biological process: endosome organization; protein K63-linked deubiquitination; protein K48-linked deubiquitination. Gene Ontology annotation, molecular function: cysteine-type deubiquitinase activity. The transcript is spliced from 19 exons. The record is from RefSeq and is a predicted model, not a curated record.
UGCCUGGCUUAAAUUCGAAGAGUCUUUCCGGCAGUCAGCUGUCCGAUAAACCAAAACAAGUAGGCUACCUAAGUUACUUGUGGUGGGAUUGGUUGUGGCACCGUCGAUUACUUUUGAUUUUCAGCGAGUGGCGACAACUGACAGAUCGGCCCUUAAUCUCAUGACGAACAUGUAGAAACAAUUUUAUCAUUGAUGGUACACAUUUGAGCCGCAAAGAUGCCAGCGGUUACAACGGAGGUAAAAGAGCUUUACCUCUCGACAUCUUUGGGUGACCUCAACAAGAAGGCCGAAAUUAAGCCAGAUAAAAUAAACACGAGAAGUUAUGUGCAGAGUGCCUGUAAAAUAUUUAAAACGGCAGAAGAGUGUCGCCUUCACCGGGACGAAGAGAAGGCCUACGUUCUGUAUAUGAAAUACUUAGCUGUCUAUAAUCUCAUCAAAAAGAGGCCCGAUUUCAAGCAGCAACAGGAUUUCUUUCUUUCUAUUCUUGGACCAACCAGCUUUAGAAAAGCCAUAGAGGAAGCUGAAAAACUGUCUGAGAGUCUCAAGCUGAGGUAUGAGGAGGCAGAGGUACGCAAAAAGCUGGAGGAGAGGGAGAAGAAUGAGGAGAAAAAGAAGAGUGAGGAGAAAUGUGAGAAAGAUGCAGGGAGGAGUUCCUUCAAAGAGGUGACGGGCGCAAAGAAGGAGAUCCCGAAGGUAAAAGAGGAAAAGAAGGGAACAAAAAUUGAGAAUCCAAUUGCUACCGUAUGUCCUGGAGGGAUCACUGCUGAAAGGCUCUAUAAGAUGAUGAAAGAUCCGAACAUGAGUAUUAUUGUCAUGGACGCCAGAAGCAGGAGCGAUUUUGAUGAGUCCCGGAUUCUAGUACCGCUGCAGAACUGCAUCAGUGUUCCGGAAGAGGCCAUCAGCCCAGGAAUAACCGUUAAUCAAAUCGAGGCCAAGCUUCCUGAGGAGUCCAGAGAUCAGUGGCAGAGACGGGCCUUUGUGGAUUACAUAAUUCUGCUGGACUGGUUCAGCUGUGUGGCAGACCUCAAACUCGGCACAACUCUACAGAGCCUGAAGGAUGCCCUUUAUAAGUGGGACAGUAAGACCGUCCUCCGCAGUGAGCCCUUGGUGCUGGAAGGUGGUUACGACAGCUGGCUGCUGUUCUACCCGAUGUACACGUCUAAUGCUAAAGUCAAACCACCCCGACAGGACACCAUUGACAUCAUCCCAAAAUUUAACUUCAGCUACCCAUCGCUCGAAGAGCCGAAACCUCCAACCCCUCCAGAACCUGAACCGGAGCCCCCUGUGGAGAUGAACGGGAACUCUGAAGAGCAGGAGACUGUCCAGGAGACCGAAGGGCCUGAGACAGUGCCGGACGCUCUGGAAGCUCCCCCCACCUCCUCUGCAGUACCAGUGAAUAAACCAAAUAAAGUCCCAGCCAGCCAGCCUGAAGUCACAGCCAAGGCGAUUCCACAGUUUGAUCGCAACAAGAAACCCUCUGUCAAAACAUUGAAUGUCGUGACGCCAAGCGACGAAGGCGGCUCGGCCAAGGACAAGCCUCCGUCGGUCCAGAACGGCCCACUGGUUCCGGACCGUUCCAUCAAGCCGCACUUUGACUCUGCGGGCACCCUGACGGAGCAGGAGAAGAGCCAUAUCCACGCGGAGACGGCGCAGCAGAUGGAGAGAGCAAAACGGGAGCAGGAGCAGAGGAGACGGGAGAGGACGGAGAGAGAACGGCAGGCCCAGGAGGAGGAGGCCAAAAAACGCGAGCUGAGCGCAAAGGAGGAGACCAGCCGGAAUGAAGGGGAACAGAAGGAGAAGGAGAAGGAGGGGGAGGAGAAGAAAGGUCCGGAAAGGCAGGAUUCGGGGAAGACUGUGGAGCAGGUGGACGAACAGGGGGAGGAGGACGGCAAGACGACUGAGAAAGAUCCGGGCAACGGUGUGCAGUCGAAGAACCCUGACCUCGACUCUCCUGAGCCCAAAAAUGCUGUGGGUGAAUCAAAGCCUGACACUCUGACCAGGGCACGAAGCGAGGAGAUGGGGAGAACUGUACCAGGACUACCACUCGGAUGGAUGAGGUUCCUGGACACAGUGACGGGUACGUACCGAUACUACCACUCCCCCACCAACAUGGUGCACCUCUACCCACCCGAGGUGAGCGUGUCCCAGACACCACCGGCCACCCCGCCCAUGGCGAAGCAGAAGCUGGCUAGCACGGCGGAGGCCGAAGGUGAACCCUCCAAACUGAAACGGUCCUACUCCUCCCCUGACAUCACCCAGGACUUGCAGGAGGAGGGCCAGAGGAAGCCUGCGGCCAUUCCCACCUUCAACAGAGACACCAAGCCAGCGAUCGUCCCUACCUAUCCUAAAGCCGAGAUCGCCCGGCUGUCCGCAGCCAAGAUCCGAAACCUGAACCCUGCGUUUGGAGGGCUGGGAGCGUCUCUGACAGGCCUGAGAAACCUGGGGAACACCUGCUACAUGAACUCCAUCCUGCAGUGCCUGUGCAACACGCCUGCUAUGGCAGGCUACUUCAACAACAACCUUUACCAGGAAGACAUCAACAGGGCGAACAUCCUGGGGCACAAGGGCGAGGUGGCGGAGGAGUUUGGAGUGAUCAUGAAGGCCCUGUGGUCAGGCCUCUACAAGUUCAUCAGCCCGCGAGACUUCAAGGUCACCAUUGCCAAAAUCAACGACCAGUUCGCCAGUUACGACCAACACGACUCACAGGAGCUGCUCCUCUUCCUGAUGGACGGUCUCCACGAAGACCUCAACAAAGCCGACAAUCGCAAGCGAUACAAAGAGGAGGAGAACGAUCAUCUGGACGACUUCAGAGCGGCGGAGCUGGCCUGGAACAAACACAAGUUGCUUAACGAGUCGAUCAUCGUGGCCCUCUUCCAGGGCCAGUUCAAGUCCACUGUGCAGUGUCUGACCUGCCACAGGAAAUCGCGCACUUUCGAAACGUUCAUGUACCUGUCGCUGCCCCUGGCUUCUUCCAACAAGUGUUCUCUGCAGGACUGCUUGAAGCUCUUUUCCAAAGAGGAGAGGCUUACAGACAACAACAAGGUAUUCUGCAGACACUGCAAGACCCACAGAGAUUCAACCAAGAAGCUGGAAAUCUGGAAGGUGCCUCCCAUUCUGCUGGUGCACCUAAAACGGUUCUCCUAUGAGGGACGAUGGAAGCAGAAGCUUCAGACAUCUGUUGACUUCCCGCUCGAAAACCUGGACCUGAGUCAGUAUGUUAUUGGCUCAAAGCACAACCUGAAGCGAUACAACCUCUAUGGAGUAUCCAACCACUACGGAGGUCUUGACGGAGGACAUUACACUGCGUACUGCAAGAACAGUAAAAGGCAGCGCUGGUUCAAGUUCGACGACCACGAGGUGAUGGAAAUUUCCACGUCGUCAGUAAAGUCUCCGGCCGCCUACAUCAUCUUCUACUCUGCUUUGGCCUUGUGAGAGCGCAGGGGAGAAGCUGGUCUGUGAAUCUGUACUGCAUGAACGGCAUCAAAUGGCUGUUCACCUUGGUCUGAGGAUCUGAUUAAAGAAAGUUCAGUGCCAGAGCAAGUUCCCCUGCCCCCAGAGGAUGAGGUCGCCGAGCCAAGUGUCACGUUAUGGCGCCUCACUUCCUGUAAGAUGAUGCACUUCAUUUGAUGAUCUUACUGACCAUAGCAAGAAGGGCGGGCACAGGUUAUUUUCUCACUAUGAUUAGUAUAAACCAGUCAUGCCGCUUACUACGCCUGCAAGGACUAAUUAUCUUACUGGUCUGUAAUACUCUUUACUGUUUUUUUUGUGUUGCAGUUGUGGAACUCGUUAAAAUGUUCCAUGUUGCUUUGUUUUUCUUCUUUUCCUUGGAUUCAGUGUGAUGGCCUUUUCACACAACUGACCUUAACGCUUUCUUGUACUGUGAAUAAAUUAGAAUCAAGUUAUUGGAAACUAUGGUGUACAUGCAAAUGACCGAUAAAGUACAUAUAUUCAGA